This is a messenger RNA of Bacillus rossius redtenbacheri, 5736 nucleotides long. RefSeq names its product probable ATP-dependent RNA helicase kurz (gene kz). Bases 121 to 3585 code for a protein of 1154 amino acids. The transcript has 16 exons. NCBI's taxonomy places the organism in Eukaryota, Metazoa, Arthropoda, Insecta, Phasmatodea, Bacillidae. Gene Ontology annotation, biological process: maturation of SSU-rRNA from tricistronic rRNA transcript (SSU-rRNA, 5.8S rRNA, LSU-rRNA). The record is from RefSeq and is a predicted model, not a curated record. Gene Ontology annotation, cellular component: nucleolus; intracellular anatomical structure. Gene Ontology annotation, molecular function: helicase activity; RNA binding; ATP binding.
UUGUUUUGAUUAUGUUUACAUUGACAUGUAGCACGUGGUUAUUGACUGGUGAGCGUGUGUACGUAUUCCGAUUGUACUACGAAUAUAUUUUAAAAACUAAGUAUUACGUCUUGUUCAACGAUGCCGAAAAUGAAAGAAAAGAAAGGUUUCAACUGGAAGGCAAGACAAGUUGUCACUACAGAAAUAAGAGAGACUGGAACUGACAAGAUUGAAUUAGAUCCCGAGUAUCAUGAUGCCAGAAAGACAGAUGCCAAUAAUUUAUUAGUGUUGCCUUCAAAGAAGCGGAAGACUAAAACAAUAAAAAAAUCAAAUAGUGUCAUUAGAAUUUUGUCUAAAAAACAGAGAAAAGAACUGCAAAAAGUAGUGGAAAGGAAGAAGAAAAAAGAAAAUCGAGCCUUGGUCCUAACAGAACUGUCGAGUGCAUCUGCUCCUGCAGAGAUUACAAAAUGCCUUCCGUCAAUCUCAGCUUUUUAUUCGAAAAGCAAGAAAAGCAGGAAGCAGAAUGCCUCGACGAAGAGCAGGGAAAGGGCAGAUGACGAGCUCGAAGAUGAGGAAGACAGCGACGAGGCAACGACGGAGGAUCCAGAGCCGGAGCGAGAAGGCAAGCGCAAACUGAGCAGCGUGAAAGGAAGCAACAAACGUCACAAACUCCUGUCGUCUGGGAUACCAUCUACGAAAGAAAGUUUACCCGCGAACACUAUUACAUUUGAGAGUUCGAGCGACGAUGGAAGUGACGGUGAAAGCAGCGACGGUGCGGGAGGCGGUGCCAGUGACAAGCCCGCGGAGGAGCAGUCCGUCGAGACCCCGCCCCCGGCUGCCGACGAGGGGAAAGAGGAGGAGGGGGAGAGAGGGGCGGAGGCGCGGCCGGACAGGACGCCCGCCGUGUACGUCCACGUGGAACGCUCGCCGGCCGUUCAGGAGGCGCGCCUCAAGCUGCCCGUCCUGGCGGAGGAGCAGGCGGUGAUGGAGGCAGUGCGGGAGAACCCCGUGGUCCUGCUGGCCGGGGAGACGGGCAGCGGCAAGACCACCCAGGUCCCGCAGUUCCUCUACGAGGCCGGCUACGCCAGGGACGGCCGGAUGAUCGGCGUGACGGAGCCCCGGCGAGUGGCAGCCAUCGCAAUGUCGUCGCGCGUUGCUCACGAGAUGAACCUGAGCUCUCGCGAGGUCUCCUACCUCAUCAGGUUCGAAGGGAAUGCGACCGAAGACACCAAGAUAAAGUUCAUGACGGACGGAGUCUUGCUCAAAGAGAUACAGUGUGACUUCCUGCUGUCGCGGUACUCCGCGGUGGUGCUGGACGAGGCCCACGAGAGGACCGUGCACACGGACAUCCUGGUCGGCCUGCUGUCGCGCAUCAGCCUGCUGCGGGCCCGGCGAGGGGACCCCCUGAAGCUCGUCGUCAUGUCGGCGACGCUGCGGCUGGAGGACUUCACGGCCAACAGGAGGCUGUUCAAGACGCCGCCGCCCGUCAUCAAGGUGGAAGGACGGCAGUUCCCCGUGACUGUGCACUUCAGCAAGCGCACCGACCCUGACUACGUGUCGGCUGCGUUCAGGAAGGCCUGCAGGAUCCACACGCAGCUGCCCGCGGGCGGCAUCCUCAUAUUCCUGACAGGCCAGCAAGAGGUGAACAGCGUCGUGAAAAAGCUGAACAAGACCUUCCCCUUGCGGGGGAGCCGGGCGGGAGCGGAAGGGGUCGACGACGGCGAGGAUGACGGAGCGAGGCGCAAGAAGAAGAUGAAGAGGAAGGAGAAGAAAGCAAGGCGAAGGGUGAUACCGGAGGUGAAGCUGGACGACUACCCUGCCGGGCCGCCCCAGCCGGACGAGGAGGAAGGGGAAGGCUACGGGUCGGAGGAGGGCUCCGACCGGGACGACGACGUGGCGGAAGCGAGCGAGUGGCUGGGUCCCCCGGCCUCCCGCCAGCCCGUGUGGGCUCUGCCCCUGUACUCCCUCCUGCCCAGUGCCAAGCAGACCGAGGUGUUCAAGCCGGUCCCCGACGGAUGCCGCCUGUGCGUUGUCGCGACCAACGUGGCGGAGACGUCCCUGACCAUCCCCAACGUCAAGUACGUGGUGGACAGCGGCCGCGUCAAGGCCAAGCUCUAUGACGGCCUGACGGGGGUGUCCAUGUUCGCAGUGAAGUGGACCAGCAAGGCCUCGGCGGACCAGCGAGCGGGCCGAGCCGGUCGAAUGGGGCCCGGCCACUGUUACAGGCUGUUCUCGUCGGCCGUGUUCAACGACCAGUUCGAGGCGUUCGAGGUGCCGGAGAUCCAGCGGAAGCCGGUGGACGACCUGGUGCUCCAGAUGAAGGCGAUGAACAUCCACAAGGUCGUGAACUUCCCGUUCCCGACGCCCAUCGACCCCGUGCAGCUGAGGUCGGCGGAGCGGAGGCUGACGUUGCUGGGAGCGCUCGAGAAGCAGCAGCUGAAAGGGAAGGCGGGGGAGUUCUCGUCCCGGCUGACGCCGCUCGGCAGGUCGAUGGCGGUGUUCCCGGUGGCGCCGCGCUUCGCCAAGAUGCUGGCGCUGGGCCACCAGCACGGGCUGCUUCCGUACGUGGUGUGCGCGGUGGCAGCCCUGAGCGUGCAGGAGGUACUGGCGCCCUCGGACAAGCAGUCGGCGGACAGGAGGAGGAGGUGGGCGGGCACCGGCAACUCCUUCCAGCUGGGUGACGUGAUGGUGCUGAUGGGGGCCAUCGGGGCGGCGGAGUACGCCAACAGCCAGGGCCGGCUGGAGGAGUUCUGCCGGGCGAGCGGGCUGCGCCCCAAGGCGGUGGCGGAGGUGCGGAAGCUGCGACGGCAGCUGUGCUCGGAGGUGAACGCCAGCGUACCAGGCCUGCAGCUGGCGGUGGACCCCGCCAUGGAGCCCCCCAGCGACCGCCAGGCCCUGCUGCUGCGGCAGACGGUGCUGUCGGGGCUGGUGGACCAGGUGGCCCGCCGCGUGCCGCCCGGCGAGGUCAAGGACGAUCAGGACAAGCUCAAGUGGAAGAGGGCCUACAGGUGCGAAGGCGUGGAGGACCCGGCGUUCCUGCACCCGUCCUCUGUGCUGUUCCGCUCCUGCCCCGACUGGGUGGUGUACCAGGAGACGUUCGAGACCAGCAAGCAGUACCUGCGCGGCGUCACGGCCAUCGAGCCCCAGUGGCUGCCCACGUUCGCGCCCGGCCUCUGCUCGCUGUCCCCGCCCCUCGCGGAGCCCCCGCCCCGCUUCAGCCCGGAGGACGGCGAGGUCCUGUGCCACGUCAGCGGCACCUUCGGGAGGUCGGCGUGGGAGCUGCCCGUGGUGGAAGUGCCGUUCCCGCCCGGCCCCGACGCCUAUAAGUGGUUCGCGACCUUCCUGCUGGACGGCUCCGUGUGCCCCGCCCUGCAGCGGUUCCGCAAGCAGCUGCUCUCGUCCCCCGCCACCAUGGUGAAGACCUGGGCCAACUUGCAGCCCAGGACGAGCGCGCUGCUCAACGCGCUCACGGCACGCCAGGUGCGGUCCAGGGGCAGGCUGCUGGAAGCGUGGCAGAAGGAUCGCUUGUACUUGCUGUCGGAAGUUCAGCAGUGGUUGCCGGAGUCCGCGCACAGCGACCUGGCUGCCACUUGGCCUCCGGUUUAAGUUCCUCGCGAGAACGACUAUCACACUAUCAGCUAGUCUCAAGUUAUCUAUGUUCAUGAAAUAUUUAAUUUAAUACUGUUCUUGUAGGCAAGUAAUGGAGAACUCGAGUCUGAUGGUCAAAAUUCUAGCUCUCUGCUGCAGGCUCAUCGAGAGAAAAUUCGGUUUGGGGGGGGGGGGGGGGGGGGGGGGGGGGGCUGUAAAAUGUCAAGAUUAUUUUUAAUGCUUCAGUUUUCUCUGACAAUAAGAAAAUUACAAGUCUAGUGUUCUAACAGAAUUCAUUAAAAACCUUUAAGAGUUAUGCAAUAUGUGCAUUAGGGGUCUGUCUGCGAGUAUUUAAAAAAAACAUUCGUGAAUAAUUUUAUACUCCAAUUCAACACAUUUGAAAUUUAAUAUGUUUUUUUAAUAAUAUUUAAUACUUAUAGGUAGGUCUACAUGAUGUGGGACUCAUUUACAAAUAAAUUUUUAAGUGUAUCAUGUAUGAGGCAAAUAUGUUUUAUUAUUGAGAAAUUUAGACUUGUUUUCUGCAAAAUUAUUUAUAUUUAGAUUUUGUACGAACAAACCAUCAGUGAUUAUGAAUUCAAAUGAUUAAUAAUACUCUUUUUUAUGUAUGUCAUAUGUUAUAUCAACGAAACAAUUAUCAAACUUAAAAUUUUACUUCUUCCCCUCCCCACUCCCAACUGUUUUUACACCUCUUUAUUAUGAUUCCAUGUAUAUACCUCUCUUUUCCAUGAUAGAAUUUUAAUUAAUUUUUCUUGGUCUCCUAUGAUAUGAAGUGUGGAAAUAAAAAAUCACUGUAUGUUAAAUUUAUAGUUAAUAUUCAUGAAUAAUAGGUAUGAUAUUUGAUUCUAAUUAAAAAAAAAAACAGAAUUCGAAGAAGCCUCGUGCGCAGAUCACAUUUGCAUGCAGUCAGGGCCACAGUAAUGUUUAGUCUAUAGGUUUUUUUUUUUGUGUGGGGUUAAAAUUUAAAAUAAAUUGUAUAAUUUGAAAACAAAAAUGUUACGCUCCAAUCUAUGGAUACCUUCUUUUUUUUUGUCAGAUGGUGUUUUAUUGUAUAGUUACACACACUAUAAAAUGGUGUAUGCAAGAUUUUAUUCUAAAUAAAGAAAGUGUUGAGAAAAACAUGCCAGCUGUGGCGAUGGUGAAUGCUGGAUUGUCUUUACUUUGUUCAGGAAAUUUUAAUUUGGUCUGAAAAAGUCCGGGAAAUUUUAUUAAAAAAUUUGUUUGGCCACCUUGUAUUCAGUCCUCAUGUGUUUUUUUUUAAAUAGUGAGAGUUCUGAUUUAAAACCCUUAACUUACCAUAACUGUUUAGUCUUUCUUGAAUAUAGCAUUCAAAAUGAUGUAUAGCAAGCUUAGACAUAUUAGAUAUUAGCUACAGAUUUGUGAUGAUUGUGUGUUUUAUUUUAUGCUGUGGAAGAAUUCUUAAGAUUGUAUCAGUGACACUAUGAAUGUAGUGGCUCAAGUAGUAACUAAAUUAUUUAUAAUAGACAAUAUUUAGAACGAAAACUCUUGUAUCUACAUGUGAAUCAGUCACUGCUGCUUUGUAAAUAUGUAAAUAUAAGGUGAAGAAAAAUUAAUAUACAUAAUGAGUUUAUUCAGUAGUCUGGUCUUGAUAAUUGUGUAAAAAAAAACUGCAGAUGGAGUGAAUGAAACAUCCAAUAAGUGAACAGGAUUGAGAAUGGUGAUGACGGAGUGUACACACUUUGUACUUUAGACAGCCUUAUUUAUUUUUAGUGACUUGAUGGUUUGAUUACUCAAUACAUACGUGGCGGACAGUCUGAGACUUGUGUGGCUUUUUUUUUGUAAGUCUGUUUUAUUUACAAGUCAUUUUUGUGGUAGAUGGCGUAACAUCCUUUUAGCCUUUCUGAGACAUACUCAGAAAUCAUUCUUAAAUAUUGAGCAUGACAAGAAAAGAAUACCUAUAUAUUUUCAACAUAUGAACAUAAAAAAUGUAACAUAAAAUUGUUAAAUAUUUUUUUCUGUUUCAUUUUAUAUUGCAUAUUUUGUUGUGCUAAGGUAAAUUAUUUGUAUUAGUGUUGACAUUAAAUAAAAAUCCAGUGUGUUAUUUAAAGUUUUUUUUUAAUCUAGUUGGUUAAAAUCUGAUUUUAUUCUAUUAAGAAUUAUUAGGGUUGUGCACAUAUAUCAUAGUGACAU